AUGUGGCCCUCAGCUUCGCUACUCCCUCUUCUCGCGGCGUCUGUACUUGCGGCGCCCACGCCGCAAGCAGACACCGCCGCCUGUCCCACGUCCUCCUUCGCCCUCUUCUUCGGGCCAUCGCUCUCCGACGGCCGGGAAGCAUAUGCCUGGAACGACCUCACCAACUGGAUCCGCGCCAUUACAACCCUCGACAUCGACACCCCCGAGCGCGCGACCUUCCAGGUCAUCAGCAACCGCCUGUACCCCGUCGUUAACAGCACCAUCUUCGCCACCGUCGAGACCGGAGGAGGGGUCAUCGAGUUCUCCGCGGCCGAGAGCGACACCCGUGCUGCCAUAAACGCCGAGGUUGUCCCCGGCACCGACGGCAAGUGUCGCCUCUCCCUGACGUCUGGCGCGAAUAAGUAUGUCUCAAUGCAGAAUUAUAAGGGCUGGAUGCACCUCACCUCUGAUCCCGAGUACUCCUCGCGGUGGUGGGGAGAAGGGCCGUUCGAGAUGGUGCCGUUCCCUGCUGCCGUUGCUGCCCGUCAGCAAGAGUAG
Messenger RNA from Diaporthe citri, 537 nucleotides. RefSeq lists its product as uncharacterized. Lineage: Eukaryota; Fungi; Ascomycota; Sordariomycetes; Diaporthales; Diaporthaceae. Bases 1 to 537 code for a protein of 178 amino acids. The record is from RefSeq and is a predicted model, not a curated record. The transcript has a single exon.